Molecule: messenger RNA, 5541 nt
Organism: Debaryomyces hansenii CBS767
Lineage: Eukaryota; Fungi; Ascomycota; Pichiomycetes; Serinales; Debaryomycetaceae
Gene: SEC7
Product: Arf family guanine nucleotide exchange factor
Exons: 1
Coding region: 1-5541 (1846 amino acids)
Biological process (GO): regulation of ARF protein signal transduction
Molecular function (GO): guanyl-nucleotide exchange factor activity
Source: RefSeq, a predicted model, not a curated record
AUGUCUCAGGACGAUAAUAGUAUGCGAAAUAAUGAAAAUUUGGAAGAAAUAAAACUUGAUGAACCGGAAAAAGCCGUUGAUGGCUCAGAGAACUAUGAAGAAUCCAAAGAAAUAAAAGAAAAAGAAAUUGAGGUUAAUACCAAUCCAGAAGAAGAGGAAACCGCUGAAAAGAGAGAGAAUGAUCUGCAGGGUGAGGGUCCUGGGGAUCAUGGAUCGGAAUCGGUUCCAGAGAGUGCAUUGGGAAAUCCCGAAAUUGAAGUUAAUGAUGAUGACAGCGCGUUGAAUACGCCUAUCGAAAGACAAAAUGAAUCGAUGGAGUCUACUAGCUCUCCACAGCUGCGUGUUGCAUCGACUUCAAUUUCGUCUCGUACACCUACAUCAUCACAUAACCGUCGUCAGUCAAAUAUGUCAGUGAGUUCAACUGCUACGGUGGAUAACACACAGAUAUUCAAAAAGGUUUUCGAGAGUAUUUUAUCCAGUAAGGAUGCAAAGAAGAAUGAAGCUCUUAAGUCGGCAGUUCAAAAGGGCCUCGAUGUAAUCAACUCAGGAUCUAAGGAUUAUCUCACAAUACUAAGUGCAAUCAAGACUACUUGUGAGAAGGCAAAUAGUGAGUUGAAAGCCAAAGCUAUUGAUCUCUUCCUUAAAUUGUUUGAUUACGCUCAGAUUAAUGAUGAAAAGGAAAAAGUAGAAUUAACUGAUGCAUCUGUCAAUAUAAUCUCUUCGUGCUUUGAAGGUGAAGGUACAGAUGCGGAAGUUGAGUUGCAAGUUGUGCGUGCAUUAAUGCAUUGUAUUCUCCUAAUGCCUUGCCAUGGUGCUUCAUUGUUGAAGGCGGUCAGACAGAUAUACAAUGUUUUUAUCUUUUCAUUGAAUGCAAGAAAUCAGUCGGUAGCACAAGGAAUAUUGACACAAGUUAUUGCGGCUAUCUUCCAAAGAAUUAACGAUGCAUCUGCUAUGCGAAAUAAAUCUUCGAAGUCUGACAGUAAUUCAAAUAUUAAAUCUCCACAAAACAUGAGUGAAGAAGUUGUUAAUUCUGUGGAAGAAACAACUCAAGAAAGGUUAACUUUAGAAAACUUAGAAAAAAUUAAUGAUGAUACCAAUGACAAUGAUCGUGUCAAUGAGGCUAAUAAGGCUACAGAAAAAGAUGAAGACUUGGUAGUUAAAGAUGCCUUUUUAAUUUUCAGAGCAAUGUGUAAACUUUCGGUAAAACCGUUAGAAUCAGAUGCAUUGGAUAUGAGGUCGCAUUCAGUUAGAUCCAAAUUGCUAUCUUUGCAUAUUAUUCAUACUGUACUCAAAGAGCAUAUUGAAAUAUUUUUAAGUCAUGAUGUGGUUAUCUUAUCUUCUCAUUCUAAUGAACAGACAAGAUUAAUCAAUGCGGUAAGGCAAUAUGUUUGUUUAUCGUUAUCAAGAAAUGCGGCAUCCUCCCUUGCUCCAGUUUUUGAACUUUCAUUAGAGAUUUUCUGGUUGAUAAUUUCCAACUUACGUUCUGAAUUCAAGAGGGAAAUUCCUGUGUUUUGGGAUGAAAUUUAUUUCCCCGUAGCCGAAAUGAAGACAUCGACACCACAUCAAAAACGGUAUUUACUUUCUAUCAUUGAGAAGUUAUGCAAUGAUUCUAGAUGUAUUAUAGAAUUUUAUUUGAAUUAUGAUUGUGAUAGUUCUAUGCCUAAUGUUUGCGAAAAAGUGAUUGAUUACUUAACCAAACUCUCCUUAAUACGAAUUGAAGUAACUCCACAACAAAAGCAGGCAUAUAUUAAUAAUAGAAGGAAAGGAAUAUCGGUGUAUGAUAUUAGUAAGAUUGCCAAUUUGACGAGCAGCACUAUGGCUUCCAAACCACCUGAACCUGAAAUAUAUAAUAGUUUCCCAUUAGAGUAUGCAUUGAAGAUGACUUCUAUUAGCUGUUCUGUUGCAUUUUUACGUUCAUUAUAUUCCUGGGCCCAAAAGGGAAUUCGUAAUAAUACAAAAUUAGGAAAUGGUACCAUGAACCAAAAUGGAUCGCAUUUGUCUCUUAAUAUGGAGAAAACAAAAAGUGGUGGUGAUUCAAGUAUUUCUACUAUGAACAAUUCACGGAACGCUUCCUUUGUUAAUGGUUCUAAUACUGAUGCAUUCAGCGAAUCUGAUGAUCCAGAACAAUUCGAAAAUUUGAAACAACGUAAAAAAGCUUUCUUAGAAGGUAUAAGACAAUUUAACCAAAAGGCAAAGAAAGGUCUUAAGUAUUUCAUGGAACAGAAUUUUCUUGCUUCUGAUGAUCCCAAAGAUAUAGCGAAAUUUUUGCUUGAGACAGAUGGUUUAGACAAGGCAGCAAUAGGAGAAUAUUUGGGUGAGGGUGAUGAAAAGAAUGUCGCCAUAAUGCAUGCUUUCGUGGAUCAAAUGGAUUUUACUAAUAGUGGGUUCGUGGAUUCAAUGAGAAGAUUUUUGCAAUCAUUUAGAUUACCAGGUGAGGCACAAAAAAUUGAUAGAUUUAUGUUAAAAUUUGCUGAAAGAUAUCUCUUAGGGAAUCCUACAGUAUUUUCAAAUGCGGAUGCAGCUUAUGUAUUAGCUUACUCUGUUAUUUUGCUCAAUACUGAUUUACAUUCACCGCAAAUUAAAGUUAGAAUGACUCUAGAUAAUUUCAUUAUGAAUAAUGCUGGUAUUGAUGAUGGUAAAGACUUACCUCGUGAAAUGUUAGAGAGAAUUUAUGAUGAAAUUCAAGCGAAUGAGAUAAAAUUACAAUCCGAGCAACAUGCAGCAUUAUUGGCCGGCGAUAUGAAUAUGCCUCAGUCUACUCCCUCUAUGGGAUUCUUUGGAGGCCGUGAUUUAAAUCGUGAAGCUUACAUUCAUGCUUCGAAGGAAAUGUCUACUAAAACCGAAAAGUUAGUCAGAAAUUUAGGCAAACGGUUAAAAUCUGAUGAUUCUAAUGGAGGUGUCUUCUAUGCAGCUUCUCAUGUGCAUCAUGUCAAAUCAAUUUUUGAUACAUUAUGGAUGUCUAUCCUAGCUGGAUUAACACCACCCUUCAAAGAAUAUGAUGAAGAAUACAUCACCAAAAUGAGUUUAGAAGGAAUUAAAUUAUCUAUUCGUAUUGCUUGUAUGUUUGAUUUGGAUUAUGCCAGAACUUCAUUUAUUGGUGCUUUGGUUCAAUUUCAAAAUUUGAACAAUUUUCAAGAGAUGAAAACAAAGAAUGUGGAUGCAAUUUAUAUCAUGCUUGAUUUAGCUGUAUCUGAAAGUAAUAGCUUAAAGUCUUCAUGGAUUCAAGUAUUAACUUCUAUCUCACAAUUGGAAAGAUUGCAGUUGAUUGCUCAAGGUGUUGAUCAAGACUCAAUUCCGGAUGUUUCCAUUGCAAAAUUGGUGAAUAGGUCUUCAAUUGAUAGUACUGUGGCGAGCGCCGGUUUCUUCAGUCUGUUUACUUCUUCAGCCACUGCCUCCCAAACUGCAUCAAACAAAUUCCAUAAUCAACAUUUAAAUCAGGAUGUUGCUCAAUUAUUGACCAAAACUGAACUUGAAGUUGCUAUGGAUAAAGUUUUCACGAAUAGUGCUAAUUUAUCCGGGGAGAGUAUUGUUGAAUUCGUAAAAGCCCUAUCUAAAGUUUCUUCUGAAGAAAUUGAGUCUUCAGGCCAAAGUACAAAUCCAAGAAUGUUUUCCUUGCAAAAGGUGGUUGACAUUUGUUACUACAAUAUGAGCCGUAUUCGUCUUGAGUGGUCUCAAUUGUGGUCUAUAAUGGGUGAAAUUUUCAACAAAGUAGGCUGUCAUAGUAACCUGGCUGUUGUAUUCUUUGCGUUGGAUUCAUUAAGACAAUUAUCGAUGAGGUUUUUAGAGAUUGAUGAAUUAUCGCAUUUUAAAUUCCAAAAAGAGUUUUUGAAACCAUUUGAACAUAUCAUCCGUUACAACGAAUCGUUGGAGAUUAAAGAUAUGGUGCUAGAAUGUAUAAAUAACAUGAUUUUAGCUAAAGCAAACAAGAUUAAAUCAGGCUGGAAAACCAUAUUUGGGGUCUUGACAGCUGCAGCUAGGGAGAACAAAGAAUCUUUAGUCUUUAAAAGUUUUAAGAUGGCUAAUUGGAUUAAUAGAGAGUAUAUCCACGAGGUCCGCACUCAGGAAUCAUUCGCUGAUCUUGUUGUUUGUUUCACUGAAUUAGCGAAGAAUGAGCGUUUCCAAAAAGUUAGUUUGUUGGCGCUAGAUGUGUUACUGAAACUAAUUACACAAAUUGCAGGGUUUAGCUUCAAAACUACAGACAAUGAAACGGAAACAUUGGCCGUGGAUAAGGAUGACGUCGAUCAGCAAUCUGUAGUCAAGAAUGACGAUCUUGUUAAAUUGUGGUUUCCUGUUUUAUUUGGUUUCCAUGACAUCAUUAUGACGGGUGGAGAAUUAGAAGUUAGAUCUAGAGCAUUAAAUUCUUUAUUCGAUAUUUUGUUGAAUUAUGGAGAGUAUUUUGAAUACGAUUUCUGGGACCUUAUUUGCCACCAAUUAUUAUUCCCUAUCUUUAGUGUUUUAAGUAAUCAUUGGGAGUUGCAUAAUAUUGAUAAUAAUGAUAAAUUAUCGGUAUGGUUGUCUACCACAUUAAUUCAAGCGUUGCGUAACAUGAUUACAUUGUUUACGCAUUAUUUCGAUGCAUUAAGCAGAAUGUUAGGUGGCUAUUUGAAUUUACUCACAUCGUGUAUUUGCCAGGAAAAUGAUACCAUUGCUAGAAUUGGUAGAUCAUGUUUGCACACGUUGUUAAUAGAUAAUGCAGGUAAAUUCAACAGCGAGCAAUGGGAUAAAAUCACCCAUUCAUUUUCUGAUUUGUUUGAUUUAACCACUGCUAAGGAAUUAUUUACAUUGGACCCAUUACGUGCUAAGGACCAACACUCACCAAGAGAAGAAGAGUAUGGGAUCGAAGCCUUUGGCGAUGAAAAUAAUACCGACUCGCCAAUAAGUACGUCGUCGCAUGUUUUCGACGAUACUGAAGCAAGAUUGCGUAAAUCCAAGGAAAAGUCUUCGAUCGUGGUGAAGUGUGUAUUGCAAUUGUUGAUGAUUGAAACUUUAUCCGAGUUAUUUGAAAAUGACAUGUUUUAUGAAUCUGUUCCUCAUGACUACUCGGUAAAGUUAGCAGCAUUGUUACACGACAGCUAUGAGUUUGCCAGAAAGUUCAACGAUGAUUACGAUUUGAGAGUCAGGUUAUGGAAUGCCGGUGUUAUCGAAAGACUUCCAAAUCUUUUGAAACAAGAGUCGAGUUCCGCCGCCGUUUUCAUCAAUAUCAUGUUUAGAAUGUACUGUGACGACGACAAGACCAAUAAUCACUCUAAAAAAUCAAUCAUGGACUCCGUCAUUCCGUUGUGCAACGACAUAACCGAGAGAUACUCCGAAUUCGAUGAAACUAACCAACUGAGGAACAUAACCACUUGGAAACCAGUUAUCAUUGAAAUCUUCCAGGGUUUUGUCGAGCUCGACGAAGAUGACUUCCUCGAAUACACUCCAUUUAUGUACCAGUUGUCUUUGAAGCUCUUCUCAAAGAAUAUGACUCCGGACUUAAGAUCUGCAGUCAGAGUAUUCUUUGUCAGAGUUGGUGAUACCUUCAUUACUACAAAGAACAAAUAA